This is a messenger RNA of Pantherophis guttatus, 2411 nucleotides long. NCBI's taxonomy places the organism in Eukaryota, Metazoa, Chordata, Lepidosauria, Squamata, Colubridae. The record is from RefSeq and is a predicted model, not a curated record.
CCUUUCCAUACCGCGCCGGACUCUGCUCUGUGAGCCUUAGGCUGAGCGUUUCCAGAGGCUGCAGGGAAAUCUUUUAUCGGAUGCAGAGAUCCACACGUGGCUCAGAGUUCAACGAGUGGCGGGCUUUUCUUUGGCGGCGGAAGCGUGCCUGAAGAGGAGGAAAAGUUCACCAGGUCCGGAGUUGUGAGAAGAGGGGAGCCCGGGGUCCCAAGUUUUCCUGCGGUCCCUGUGCAUGCACGAGCCAGAUACAUAAGCUGGAAAUCAUUCCUGGUUCCUUUGGAGACUGAAGUAUCCUGUGAAGGAAGAGAGCAUAAUGGCCUUAGGAGAUUUGGAUAGACCUUUUGUGUUUAGUCAGACCUGCGGAAAUGCAUGGAUCCAUUUUGGUGCUGGAUUAGAGACCAGGGAAAAGAUGGAGGGACAACGCCCAACAGAUGCAGGAGCUGGAAAAGACGGUCCAGAUUCUCAGCCUUGGAGUUGUGGGAAGAAUGGAUCAAGUCCUGUGCAGAAGAGCCAAGAAGAGGUCCAAUUCUUUCACUUCAGAAAAGUGCAAUUCCAGGAGGGGAAGAGUCCCCGAGAUGUUUGCAGUCAGCUUCACCAGCUUUGCCAUCAAUGGCUGCAGCCAGAAAGACACACCAAGGCUCAGAUUCUGGACCUGGUGCUCCUGGAGCAGUUCCUGGCUGUCCUUCCCCCAGAGAUGGAGAAAUGGGUGCGGGAGUAUGGAGCACAAACCAGUUCUCAGGCGGUGUCCCUGGCUGAAGGCUUCUUGCUGACCCAGGAGUCUGAGAAGAUGCAAGAAGAGUUGCAGAAACCUUUGGAAGCUGUGACUGAGUAUCCCAAGGAGAGGAUAGAUUCACCCAAACCCUCUCAAGACAUGCAGUUAAGGGAGAGCUUCCAGAAAGAUCAAAGUCAAGAUGUGAUGCCAGAUAAUAGAAAGCUGUCCUCAAUAUUUUUAGAAUCACCUCUUUGUGUUGGAGCUGAAAGAGUGGCUGAAACCCUGCCACAGGAUGUUGUGUCUUUUGAGGAAGUGGCCGUAUAUUUCUCCGAGGAGGAGUGGUCUCAACUGGAUGCUGACCAAAAAGCGCUGCAUGGAGAAGUCAUGCUGGAAACUAUCAGGAAUUUGUCUUCUCUGGGUAAGAUGAGUGCAAAAAGAAAGAGCUAUUCUGUUGAGUUCAAGAAAGGAAUCGUGGAGGACUCUCUGGGCAAGAAUCUUGUGGCUUUCUGCAAAGAGAAGAAAUUGGAUCUCCGAAUGGUCCGAAAAUGGCGAGCAGUGUAUGAUAACCUCAGUCAACAGGUGGAUGAAGGAAAUGCUAAGAAGCGCAAGUGUGGAUCAGGUCGGCAACCAUUAUUUCCUGAGCUGGAAGACAUCAUCUGCGAAUGGAUUGCUGACAGGAGAGCAAAAGGUUUAGUUGUGCACAGGGCUGAUAUUCAAACUUUUGCUCUUGCAAAGGCACUACAGUUAGGAAUAUCCCCAGAAGAAUUCAAAGCAUCAAAUCGUUGGCUGGGUGGCUUCCUUCAUCGAUAUAAACGAUCUCUAAAAAGAUAGACAGCACUAUUCAAGCUGGAAGAUACUGAACUUAUUAAACGUGUACUUGCAUUCAAGUCCUUUGUUGAUGGCAUCGACUUUUCUAAGUAUCAACUCUCCAACAUGAUUGCUAUGAAUGAAACUGCAGUGUUUAUGGACCAAGGAUCUCAAAUGACAAUUGAUCAGAGGGGUGCCUCAUCAAGCUACAUUCCCUCUACUGGUUAUUUUGGCAAUUCGUCUGGAUGGAAAGAACCCCACCUCUAAUCAUCACUAAGGGCAAAAAAGAUAAGAUUGAACAUUUCAGGUGUUUAUGUUCUUAAAAUCGAAAAAGCCUGGUGCACAGAGUCAUAAGGAGGCGGGCCAAUUUAUGCUGCCACUUGUUUUGCGAGGUGGCCAAAGAGCUCUGCAAGUCUGGGGUUCAGCUAGCACUCACUAGCUGAACCUAAAGAUAUGAAGAAUUUCCUUGCAGUGAGAAGAACAGAUCAAAUAAUGAUUCCUGCAGGAAUGACUGCCUAUCUCCAGACUCUUGAUUUUGCAAUAAACAUUCAAGGAUCAUUUGCACAUGGAAAUAAAUGACUACACAGAAAAUAGAAUGGAGAGAAAUCAGUGUGGAAGCUUUGUGAAGCCUAGCAUGCAAGAGAUUGUGACUUGGGUGAAGAAUUCAUGGGAUAAAAUCACUGACAGCUGUGUUGCCAAUGCACUAUGAGCAGCUACGUGGACAAGAAGUGCUCAUUUAGGGAAAGCUUUAUUGAUGGACAUGAGAGAUUGGGGCCAAUGGUUCUAUAGGAAAUGGAGUCACAAAAAAAUCAGGCCAGAAUUUAGGGUUUGGCGAGUUAUGAUGUUCCAAAAGAUGAUAUGACUAUUUGAAUAAAUGUAGAUUGUUGUACAA